AGUGGCCGCGCGCGGAGGGGGACUACUUAAGGCAAAGGCCCGGCCAGCGCACUCACGUCUUGGCUCGCCGACAGCGCACUACAGCAGCACGCGCGCGCCACACAAAAACAGUCAGUUUCGACAGCCGGCCACGCAUACGACGGAGGAGCUGAGAAGAUGAGGAGCGCAGCCGCGUGUCUGGGCGUGCUGGCCUGCCUGCUGGGCGCGGCCACUGCCGGUUACCACCAGCCCUGGAAGCCGGACGAGAUUGUCAAGCUGGUCCACAAGGUUGUCCCGUACCCGCACCCUGUACCGGUGCCCAAACCCUUCCCGGUGCCUAAGGUGAUCCACGUGCCCCAUGUGGUCCACGUGCCGCACGCGGUGCCUGUACCGGUAAAGGUGCCCGUCAUCAAGAAGAUCCCCAAGCUGGUCCCCGUGGCCAAGUACAUCCCAGUCCCGAAGCCCGUGCCCGUGCCGCACUACGUGAGCGUAGGCGUGCCGGUGCCGGUCAUCAAGCACCAACCGGUGCCCAUCUACAAGCACGUGCCGGUACCGCGCGUCGUGCCGGUGCCGGUGCCCGUCAAGGUGCCCAAGCUGAUACCUGUCCCCGUGCACAAAAUCAUCCACGUGCCCAAGCCCGUCCAUGUGCCAGUCAAGGUGCCCGUCUUCAAGGAGAUCAUCGUCAAGAAGCCCGUUGAAGUGCCCGUCCCAGUCUACAUUAAGAAGCACACGCACUACGGAGGCGGAGGCUACGGCGGUGGCGGCUUCGGAGGAGGUGGCUUCGGCGGCGGUGGCUUCGGCGGCGGCGGCUACGGAGGUGGCGGCUACGGAGGCGGCGGCUUCGGAGGCGGCGGCUACGGCGGCGGCCACGGCUGGCACUGAAGAUUUUAGAGUCUAGCACGUGCCACGACCACUCUAGAUGCGUUCGGACCAACCCAAGCAGGGACUUUAAGGACAGAAAAGGAAGCGAACGCCGGCUCCCCGCUUUCCGAUCGCCGACGCUCUCCCAUUGCGUCACAUCCUCCCGUGCGUGAUGACGUCAUAUGAUGCUGGUUGCGGCGACGAGCGGAGAGUGGGGAAGCAGGAGGAGAGAAAGGGGAUCACUCAACCGUACCCCUUUCUCAGAAGGGAGUGCAUUCCUAAACAAUUUUUUUCGAAAAUUUUUUCCCUUUCCUUCGCUUUUGCAACCGUAGAAAACAAUUUAAACGACAUAAAUGUAGUUUUGCCGUUAGAGUUGUUCUAAUCGCUGAUGUAUAAAACGCAUUUCGUGUUUAUUCACAGCCCAAAACAGGGGGAUGUUAUGAUUGAUGAGUGCCAUUGGCAGUUUGUUGCUCGAUUCCGUGUCGCAGGGCUUGAGCGUGAGGCAGCCGCGUUGACCGUCACUCGAGAGACUGCUUUCAAACUCUUCAUCGAGAUGAACGCGCUCGCGAACGAGCGACGGACCGCCAUUCACGAGGUCUGAAAAAAAAAAAUGAAAAAAGAAAACGAUGAUUGAGAUGUCGAGGACGUGUAAGGUGCCUUCGAAGUUGAUAAAACUACGCGAGUUUGUACAGCGGAAGCAUGUUCUUCAAGAAAAAAAAAAGAAAGAAAAACACAAGUGCUUAUGAAACCGCGUCACAAGCAGUACAGCUUAGCUAAGUAUAUUCCUUGUUGCCAGCCCCAGUCAGCGUUUUUUUUUUUGUUACCUUUUUUUCACGUUCCGAGACUAAACUGCAAGUGUAAAGCUAGCUCUUGACUUCCAGUAGGAAGGAACCCGAAUAGGACGAUGCGUCUUGUAUACUAUUGCGCGCCCUUUGCGCCUCGCUUCCUCAGUCGUACAGUCUUCUUUAGAGCCUCCUUCAGUGUCUGACCUCAACCCUCCCCCUUAGCCCCCCCUCCUCCUCCUCUUUUCUCGUCACACGGAGCCACACUGGGUCAGUCAGAAUGCGACCACAGAGUGCCUCUGUUCCUCUCGUUGGUAUUCAUAUCUUCCUUUGUUUCCUGUUCUUCGCCGGCUCAUGCAGCCUUGACGCUUCUGUAAAAAGUACCUUUCGGUCUACGCCGUCUUCACUUUCCUUCAUGUCUUUACUCUUUCACGUUUUUUUUUUGUUCUUUAGUUCUUCGUCAUAGGAGCACGUGCAAUUUUCAAAUGGUUCGCGCACCGCCUAGGGCAACUUGGCGGUUUGUCGCUUUGAACAUUCCUAACGAAAUGACGUACACGUAUACCAAACAUUUCCUCCGCUUGCUGUCGCAGGCACCGGCCACGCUGUAUGUAUGAUAGCGCGAAGAGAAAUCGACACGCAGGAAAAGAAAAAAAAAUUUGCAUGCGCACGUUGUUUCGCGAUAAUCUGUUAAGCGCCUUUAUUAGACAAUCGCAAUACUCGAUUAUCAAGCCGAGAUGAGUGUACUUGCGCGCAUUGCUCCUGUCAUUUCCUUGAGUUGUGUAUAUAUGUAAUUCAUUUUUACUCCUGUUUUUUUAUUAUUACCAACUAUGUCGAAUAAAGAAAACGUUGUUGUAUUUAAAAAAGAA
Messenger RNA from Rhipicephalus sanguineus (brown dog tick), 2488 nucleotides. Its product is annotated as MAGE-like protein 2. Bases 157 to 861 code for a protein of 234 amino acids. The transcript is spliced from 3 exons. The record is from RefSeq and is a predicted model, not a curated record. Lineage: Eukaryota; Metazoa; Arthropoda; Arachnida; Ixodida; Ixodidae.